This is a messenger RNA of Apiotrichum porosum, 1407 nucleotides long. It is a transcript of the gene ARG4, whose product is annotated as argininosuccinate lyase. Bases 1 to 1407 code for a protein of 468 amino acids. Gene Ontology annotation, cellular component: cytosol. Gene Ontology annotation, molecular function: argininosuccinate lyase activity. The record is from RefSeq and is a predicted model, not a curated record. Lineage: Eukaryota; Fungi; Basidiomycota; Tremellomycetes; Trichosporonales; Trichosporonaceae. The transcript is spliced from 3 exons.
AUGGCUGCCGAGCAGGACUUUACCAAGCGCAAGCUUUGGGGCGGCCGCUUCACCGGCUCGACCGACCCUCUCAUGCACGAGUUCAACCAGUCGCUCAAGUACGACAAGCGCAUGUACGCUGCCGACGUCAAGGGCUCGAUUGCGUUCUCCAAGGCUCUGCUCAAGGCCGGCAUUGUCACCGCCGAGGAGCAGGCCGAGCUCACCCGCGGCCUCAAGCUCGUUGAGCAGGAGUGGGCCGAGAACAAGUUUGUUAUCCAGGCCGAUGACGAGGACAUCCACACCGCCAACGAGCGUCGUCUGUCCGAGAUUAUCGGCAAGGACAUUGGCGGCAAGCUUCACACUGGCCGCUCGCGUAACGACCAGGUCGCUACCGACAUGCGCAUCUGGCUCAUGGACGAGACCGCUGCUGCCGAGGAGAACCUCAAGAACCUCCUGUCGGUCAUGGUCUCGCGUGCCGAGAACGAGAUGGACCCCAUCCUCCCCGGCUACACCCACCUCCAGCGCGCCCAGCCCGUCCGCUGGUCCCACUUCCUCCUCUCGCACGCCUCGGCUUUCACCACCGACCUCAACCGUCUCCGCGAGAUGGUCCCCCGUAUCUCGGUUCUCCCCCUCGGAUCGGCGGCUCUUGCCGGCAACCCUUACGGCCUCGACCGUGAGCUCCUCCGCGAGGAGCUCGGCUUCCAGUCCAUUGGCGAGAACUCGAUGCACGCCGUCGCAGACCGUGACUUUGUCGUCGAGUGGCUCCAGUGGGCUUCGCUCAUGAUGAUCCACAUGUCCCGUCUGGCCGAGGACCUCAUCAUCUACUCGUCGGCCGAGUUUGGCUUUGUCACUCUCUCGGACGCCUACUCGACCGGCUCGUCCAUCAUGCCUCAGAAGAAGAACCCCGACUCGUGCGAGCUUCUCCGCGGCAAGUCGGGCCGUGUCUUUGGCCAGAUGGCUGGUUUCAUGAUGUCGCUCAAGGGUAUCCCGUCGACCUACAACAAGGACCUCCAGGAGGACAAGGAGCCCCUCUUUGACGCCGUCGACACUGUCUCGGCCGCUCUCCGCAUCGCCGAGGGCGUCAUCGCCACCCUCACCGUCAACUCGGACAAGAUGGCCGCCGCCCUCUCCAUGGACCUCCUCGCCACCGACGUUGCCGACUACCUCGUCCGCAAGGGUGUGCCCUUCCGUGAGACCCACCACAUCUCGGGCCGCUCCGUCGCCCUCGCCGAGGCCAAGCAGUGCCAGAUCUCGGACCUGUCCAUGGCCGAGUGGAAGGACCUCUCGGAGCACUUCACCGAGGACAUUGCCGACGUGUUCAACUUUGAGACCUCGGUCGAGAAGCGCAACGCUAUCGGUGGCCCCGCCCGCGCCAUGAUCCAGCGCCAGGUCGACAUUGCCCGCCAGCGCAUCGCCGGUAAGCAGUAG